AUGGGCAACCUGUGCACUUGUUUCUCACCCAAAACUCCUGUACAAUCCAAGGAACCCACCAAACGUUUACAGGGUAAUCCGCAAACAGCAUCCAAUUCAAGCAACAGGUGGACCCGGAUCCGAUCAACCCGAAAGGACACCCAUGAUGCAUUGAUUCAUGAACAGGCAUUAGCUGCAGCAAUUCUGUUUAGGCAGCACCAGCAACAAAACGGUUCCUGUUCCGGGUCAUUUCCUUUUGAUCGCUCCCCUCAUCAGCUUGUUAACCAGGAUAUUAAGCUUGAUGAUCUUGAGACCAACCACUUUGUCCUUGUCCAUGGAGGUGGCUUUGGUGCUUGGUGUUGGUACAAAACUAUAGCACUUCUAGAAGAGGAUGGUUUCAAAGUUACUGCCAUAGACUUAACUGGCUCUGGGAUUCAUUCUUUUGAUACAAAUAGCAUUACCAGUCUUUCUCAAUAUGUGAAACCACUUACUGAUUUUCUUGACAAACUUGCUGAUGGGGAGAAGACAAUAUUGGUGGGGCAUGACUUUGGUGGUGCUUGUAUAUCAUAUGCCAUGGAGAUGUGUCCUCAUAAAGUUUCAAAGGCCAUUUUUGUUGCUGCAGCAAUGUUGACUAAUGGACAAAGUACUCUUGAUAUGUUCUCCCAGAAGGCAGGUUCAAGUGAUUUAAUGCAACAGGCACAAAUAUUUUUGUAUGCAAAUGGGAAUAAUCAUCCACCAACUGCUAUUAAUCUGGACAAGUCAUUAUUGAGAGAUUUGUUGUUCAAUCAAAGUCCUGGCAAGGAUGUUGCUUUGGCAUCUGUUUCAAUGAGGCCAAUUCCCUUUGCACCGGUUUUGGAGAAGCUUAGUCUUUCUGACUUGAAGUAUGGAAUUGUGAGGAGGUUUUAUAUAGAAACUCCUGAAGAUAAUGCCGUACCUAUCACAUUACAAGAAAGCAUGAUAAACUCAAGCCCCCCAGAAAAAGUAUUUCGUUUAAAAGGUGCUGAUCACUCACCUUUUUUCUCAAAGCCUCAAGCCUUACACAAGUUAUUGGUAGAGAUAUCGAGGAUCCCUUCAACUUGA
Dovyalis caffra is the source of this 1059-nucleotide messenger RNA. Lineage: Eukaryota; Viridiplantae; Streptophyta; Magnoliopsida; Malpighiales; Salicaceae. The record is from the annotation of a GenBank genome assembly.